Messenger RNA from Colletotrichum higginsianum IMI 349063, 1908 nucleotides. RefSeq names its product Mitochondrial chaperone protein. The transcript has 2 exons. Gene Ontology annotation, biological process: mitochondrial respiratory chain complex III assembly; protein insertion into mitochondrial inner membrane from matrix. Gene Ontology annotation, cellular component: mitochondrial inner membrane. The record is from RefSeq and is a predicted model, not a curated record. Gene Ontology annotation, molecular function: ATP binding; ATP hydrolysis activity. NCBI's taxonomy places the organism in Eukaryota, Fungi, Ascomycota, Sordariomycetes, Glomerellales, Glomerellaceae. Bases 1 to 1908 code for a protein of 635 amino acids.
AUGAUAUACUUAGGCAAGAUGGACUUCUCGACCCUUCUCAGAGGCAACUUUACGGCCAUGGCCGAGAACAUGACCAGAGGGAAAUCCUACACUGGCAACACCAAAAUGAUGGAGAGUCUGCUGCCCAUGUUGGGCGGGCAGUUCAACCCGGUCUUUCGGUCCCUGCUUCUGCUAUAUCAGAUGAUCGGCUCCAACCUUGGUAUCGACCCGACUUUAGUCCUGACACUGGUCGGUUUCUUCUGGGCUGCCAAUAGAGUCGCUCGUCAAGUAUACGGCGCUGUCUUCCGACUGAUCCAGGAAAACUUCAUGAGCAGCAUUCACAUCACUAGCACAGAUGAGAUUUACACGCACAUGAUGAAGUGGUUAGCACUGCAGCCGCUGAUGGCGAGCUCUCGCUCUUUAACGGCCGAGACUGUAAGCAAGACCGCAUGGGAAGAGGAAGAGGAACUCGAGGCGCUGCAGACGAGGACCAUUGCUGGUAGUGGCGGCGGCAACACGGAAUACCUCAACUUUUCUAAUCAAGAAGCCAAAGCUCCUCCCAGAUAUGUCCCUGCAGUGGGCGUCCAUGGUUUCUGGUUCAGAGGUCGUUACUUUAGACUCCAGCGAAAGCUGCAGAACGUCUUCGAUGGCGAGGCGAACUACGGGACGUUCAGAAAGGAGGAGGAUCUCAUCGUGUCGUGCUUCGGCCGGAGCCCAGCCCCCAUCAAACAGUUACUUUUGUUUGUUAAGGAAUUCUACUACCAGGACCACUACGCCCGCACAACGAUCAAACGCCCGAGCCCCGCACCGAUGCGCCGGUACGGGGGGCGCUACAACUGGAGUCAGGUUGCCAACCGCCCCGUCCGACCCAUGAGGACCGUCGUUCUCGAUCCGAAGCAAAAGGGCCAGGUACUUGCUGACAUGAAUGAGUAUCUUCAUCCGGCGACCCCCCGCUGGUACGCUAACCGUGGUAUCCCACUGCGUCGUGGGUAUCUCUUUUAUGGACCACCUGGGACCGGCAAGACCUCGCUGUCGUUCGCGUUAGCCGGCGUCUUCGGUCUUGACAUCUUUGUCAUCUCCCUGCUUGAGCCGACAUUGACAGAGGAAGACCUUGGGACUCUAUUCAACUCACUGCCCCGUCGUUGCGUGGUGCUGCUGGAGGAUAUCGACACGGCAGGCCUGAGCCGUGCGGAUGAGGAGCCCGAAGCCGCUCCAUCGGACGGCAAAGACAGCGCAAAGUCCGACGGCGACAAAGAAGAGCGGGGCAAGAAGACGAACAAAGACGACUGGAAGGUGUCUGACCUCGCGCGUGCCCUGAAGAAGGAGGCCAAGGACGAUAAAAAGGGUAUCUCGUUGUCCGGACUCUUGAACGCUAUCGACGGUGUGGCUUCGCAAGAGGGCCGCAUUCUGGUCAUGACAACAAAUAAGCCCGAGUCUCUAGACGAGGCGUUGAUCAGACCCGGCCGUGUCGACCUGCAGGUAGGCUUCACCAACGCGACCCCUGCGCAAGCAACAGAGCUCUUCCAGCGCAUGUAUGAGGCAGAUGGUGCCUCUCCGGCCAAGCGCAUCGACGGGCAUGUCGCUCCGCCCAUCACCGUGAACGACGGCACGUCUUCCACGUCGUCGUCGUCGUUCUUGUCUGCCUCGACUGCCUCACCCACCAAGUCGUUCUAUGCCGACAAGCCCUUGUCCGCGGAGCUUGCUGCCGAGGCCGAGAAGAAACAUCAGUUCGACAGCGAGGAGCUCAGACGGAUCGCCGCCGAGUUUGGCGCCCUGAUCCCGGAUGGACUGUUCAGCCCAGCCGAGAUCCAGGGUUUUUUGCUCAAACGAAAGAAGGACCCUAGACGCGCGCUGAAGGAAACGGCUGAGUGGGUUGAGGGAAUGCGACUGCAGAAGGAGAAUCGGACCAAGGUGCUUAAGGUACAGUGA